AUGAAACUCGAAAAUAAUGUCUCCUACGAGUCGGAUGGAAAAACCUAUCGUCUCUAUGACGUCACCGCAGAGGACCCAAUUCAAGUGAGAGUCAGAAACCAUUAUUACACUCAACACCAGAAUCAAACUGUCCAGUUUGUGGAGGAAAUGCACAAAAAAUGGCUCAACUUCGAUCAUGCGAAAAUGCCAAUUUUGGGAUGUUUGGACAUGUUGGCCACAUUUUUAGACGAGUCUGAUCCAGAUGUAGACGAGGCGAAUCUGAUUCACGCUUAUCAGACAGCUGAGAAAAUCCGAGAAAAUCAUCCGGAUAAGCCAUGGAUGCAUUUGGCAGGCCUAAUCCACGAUUUGGGAAAAAUCAUGUCGGUAUGGGGAGAGCAUCAAUGGGCGGUGACUGGGGACACGUAUCCAGUUGGAUGUGCACCCGCUGAAUCGAUCGUUUAUGGGAAAGCAAGUUUCCAAGGGAAUCCAGAUGUGGACCAUGAGGUUUAUGGGACGCCAAUGGGAAAAUAUCAGGAGAAGUGUGGUUUGGAGAAUCUGAUGAUGACGUGGAGUCAUGACGAAUACAUGUAUCAGGUCCUCGUAAACCAUGGCUCAACUCUCCCGGACGAAGCUCUCUAUGCUAUCAGAUUCCACUCAUUCUACCCAUAUCACUCCCAUAAUGAUUAUCUUCAGUUCCAAAAUGAACGAGACAUCCAAAUGAAGCCAGCUAUCAUGAUGUUGAACGAAUGUGAUCUCUACUCGAAAAACGACGAAACGCCGGAUAUUGCCGCUUUGAAACCCUAUUAUCAGUCUCUAAUCGAUCAAUAUGUUCCAGGUGUUGUUAAUUGGUAA
Messenger RNA from Caenorhabditis briggsae, 831 nucleotides. Lineage: Eukaryota; Metazoa; Nematoda; Chromadorea; Rhabditida; Rhabditidae. Bases 1 to 831 code for a protein of 276 amino acids. The transcript has 5 exons. The record is from RefSeq and is a predicted model, not a curated record. Gene Ontology annotation, biological process: inositol catabolic process. Gene Ontology annotation, cellular component: cytoplasm. Gene Ontology annotation, molecular function: iron ion binding; inositol oxygenase activity.